ACGUCGCUCACAUGUCUCCCGUGGUUGUGCGCUAACAUAUUUCUCUAUUUAUUGACAUAUUUAUUAAUUUAUUUGAUGACAAUGAUUGUUUCCACGAAUGAGGGUAACCCGAACGCGCUGAAGUUGGUUAUUGCAACUAAAUUAGCGCAGGAAACCGUCUCCGUUAGGAUUCUGAAGCCUAGUGAUGCUACCCUGGGCCGUUUGCCGACGCUGACUAUAUCCACAGGAUUAUCUCUAUUCAGUGUCUCGUCAGCAUUGCGCUUCCUGUUAUCUGUACCUAAAGAAUUAGAGGUUCUCAAUGACAGAUGGUUGGAAUGGGAAAUUUCUCAAUUACAGCCAGCCAUAUUAAGUCAUGCGAGUGUUAAAACUUCUAAAACUCUACAGAAAUCCAAUUUAUGGUCUUUACUAAAAGAUCUCAAUAGUGAUCUGAGAGACAAACAGUACUUAAUUGAGAAAUGUAGUAAUUUAUCACCAGCAGAUAUUUCUAUUUGGGUAAGUCUUUGGAGCACCAUAUUGGUUACAGAUAUCAUAAAUGAUAUUGCUAAGGACUUACCAAAUGUCAAUAGUUGGUUAGCUAAUAUUCAAAAACAGCCAAUUAUUCAACAAUCAAUUAAGGAAUCUAUUGAAAUGUUCAAAUUAGAGAGAGGUCCAAAGGCUAUUGCAAGUAUUGAAUCUGCUUCUUGGUUUCCUAUCAAUACAGCCUCAAAUUCUCAAGUUCAUGAAUCAGUACCUAGUGAUAUUAGCCCAAUUAAAGAAAAAGAGAUGGAUAUCGUUAAUCAAGAAGAACUUCGUAAUAUGGCAAAGAGCUGGACCACUGAACAAUAUCUAGAAGUCAAGGAAAGUUCAUAUCCUAUACUGCCUAAAAAAGGUGAACGAAAUAUCUUGAUAACAUCAGCUCUUCCAUAUGUUAAUAAUGUCCCGCAUUUAGGAAAUAUUAUCGGCUGCGUUCUUUCAGCUGAUAUCUUUGCAAGGUAUUGCAGGCAAAGAAAUUACAAUACUCUUUACAUAUGUGGAACCGAUGAGUAUGGCACUGCGACUGAAGCAAAAGCUCUGCAAGAAAAAACGACUCCUCAAGCUAUUUGUAAUAAAUUCUUUGAUAUACACAAUGAUGUUUAUCGCUGGUUUGGCAUCGGAUUCGACUAUUUCGGCCGCACUAGUACACCUGAACAGACAGAAAUCGUUCAAGCGUUUUUCCUAAAAAUUAAAUCGCAAGGCUACGUGUUGACCGAGACUGUGGAACAAUUACAUUGCGAAUCUUGUGAUCGGUUUCUCGCUGAUAGAUUUGUGGAAGGCAUGUGUCCUGGAUGUAAGUACGAAGACGCACGCGGCGACCAAUGCGAUGGUUGUGGUCAUCUCGUCAACGCAGUCGAGUUAAUAAACCCUCGAUGUAAGAUCUGUAACACUAAACCUGUCGUGAAAAACUCAGUACAAUUCUUCUUGGAUUUACCCAAGUUAGAAGAAAAACUGAAGGAAUAUUCCACUACACAUGAUAAAGGAUGGUCCAACGUCGCGAGAGUAGUUUCAAAAGCAUGGUUACGCGAUGGUCUUCAGCCUCGUUGCAUAACCAGAGAUUUGAAGUGGGGAAUACCUGUCCCGGUAGAGGGUUUCGAAAAUAAAGUGUUUUACGUCUGGUUUGACGCUCCUUUCGGAUAUAUCAGUAUUACAAAGAGGUAUACUAAAGAAUAUAAGCAAUGGUGGCAACCUCCUUCUCAGGAUAUAAAAAUCGAUUUGUACCAAUUUAUGGCAAAGGAUAACAUUCCAUUCCACACGAUAAUGUUUCCCGCUUGUUUAUUAGCGGCUAAUCAAAAUUAUACGUUGAUGAAAUGUAUACUGGCAACUGAAUAUUUAAAUUAUGAGGAUAAGAAAUUCUCCAAGUCUAGAGGUAUCGGAGUAUUCGGAACCGAUGCCAGAGAUACCGGAAUUCCAGCUGAUGUAUGGCGAUUUUAUUUAGCUUACAUUAGACCCGAAACUCAAGAUUCCAAUUUUAAUUGGGUGGAUUUAGCCACGAAAAAUAAUAGCGAAUUACUAAAUAAUCUUGGCAAUUUUGUCAACAGAGCUCUAGCAUUCUCUGAAAAAUUCUUCGACUCUAAUAUACCACCGAUAGAGCCGGAAGAGACCGAUUGGACUGUAUUAGCAUUGGCACAACGUGAACUGUCGGCUUAUAUAAACGCCAUGGAGCAAGGCAAAUUAAAAGAUGGCUUAAAACGCAUAUUGGCGAUUUCGAAGCACGGCAAUCAAUAUAUGCAAUUCCAGCAACCAUGGGUGAAAAUCAAAGGAAAUGACGACGACAAGAAAAAAGCUGGAACUGUUGUUGCAAUUUGCUGUAAUUUAGCCUGUCUUCUUUCCGCUCUUCUGGCUCCCUUUAUGCCCAAUACAGCCAAACAAUUGAGAUCUCAACUAGGUUUGAGUAACAAAAAUUAUGGUUAUAUCCCCGAAACAAUAACAAACAUGUUACCUACUUGGCACAAAAUCGGCAAGCCCAGUCCGUUGUUCACUAAGAUCGAAGAUCAAAAAGUUGAAAUAUUACGCAAGAAAUAUGCUGGACAGCAAGAGACUAAUGGCGAUGGAACGAACAAAAGUUCCGAAAGUAUCGCAUUAUUAGAAGCCGCUAUCAUAAAGCAAGGCAACUUAGUAAGAGAAUUGAAAGCUAAAAACGAUAAGGGCGUUUGGCAACCGCAGGUAGAAAUUUUAUUAGAUUUAAAAAAAAAGCUAACCGAUCUCAAAAGUAAUGCGAAUGCGCCUGCGAAAAAAUCACCUGCGAAAAAUAAGAAGGCCGAACCGAUGCAUAUGCCCGAACAAAAUGGGGAUGCUCUAACAGACGUAGCGACAUUAGAGUCAGCGAUCGCGAAGCAGGGCAAUCUCGUACGAGAAUUGAAGGCCAAGGAAGAUGGAAGUGUAUGGAAGCCACAAGUGGAAAUAUUAUUGAAAUUGAAACAACGUUUGUCAGAUCUUACUGGAACAACACCAGUCAUUGUUGACAAGAAAUCUAAGAAAAAAAAAUAACUACAUUUCCUUUGUGAUAGGAUAAUGGAAAUUUUUUAUAUAUUACAUUAUUUAUAGGUAGUUCUUCGGCAUAUGCACAUUAAUACGUGCAGAGCACGACGUAAUAAUAUUUGACUAACGAUAAAAAAAUACAUGCGCUUCAUUUAAUAUUUUUAUUUUUAGUUUAUUUUACCUACUUGCGCGUUAUGUAUCAAAACUUAGAAAG
Messenger RNA from Atta colombica, 3208 nucleotides. It is a transcript of the gene MetRS, whose product is annotated as methionine--tRNA ligase, cytoplasmic. Bases 76 to 3003 code for a protein of 975 amino acids. Lineage: Eukaryota; Metazoa; Arthropoda; Insecta; Hymenoptera; Formicidae. The record is from RefSeq and is a predicted model, not a curated record. The transcript has 16 exons. Gene Ontology annotation, biological process: methionyl-tRNA aminoacylation. Gene Ontology annotation, molecular function: methionine-tRNA ligase activity; ATP binding. Gene Ontology annotation, cellular component: cytosol; aminoacyl-tRNA synthetase multienzyme complex.